This is a messenger RNA of Pistacia vera, 3002 nucleotides long. Its product is annotated as calcium permeable stress-gated cation channel 1-like. The record is from RefSeq and is a predicted model, not a curated record. Gene Ontology annotation, molecular function: calcium-activated cation channel activity. The transcript has 11 exons. The coding region runs from base 297 to 2624 and encodes 775 amino acids. NCBI's taxonomy places the organism in Eukaryota, Viridiplantae, Streptophyta, Magnoliopsida, Sapindales, Anacardiaceae. Gene Ontology annotation, cellular component: plasma membrane.
ACAGGUGUCAUUACUAUAUAACUAAAACGAGUGAAAAACGCAGAGUGUGAACAUUGCCUCCAAUUGUCGACGAACUUUUCUUUCUCUACAGUAACCAUCGAUUCUUAUUUGUGGAGUUGUCUUUUUAAUUCUCUCUUUUUGUCUUCGCAUCAGUGCGUUGUAGAUCGUGCUUAUCCUCCUGGUGGAUAUUUAAGUUGAAGAAUGUUCUUAGCUUCAGCUGAGUUUUCUAGCCAUCAAAACACUUCCUAAGUCAUCUUCUUUCCACUAAGCUUGAAGAAAUCACGCAAAUAAUAUAGAUGGCGACGCUUGAAGAUAUAGCGGUUUCAGCAGCUCUUAACAUUCUCACUGCCUUCACUAUAUUAAUAGCGUUUGCUAUAUUAAGAAUUCAACCGUUCAAUGAUAGAGUAUACUUUCCGAAAUGGUAUCUUAAAGGGUUAAGAGAUUCAGAUAGUCCAACUCACUCGGGUGUUAGAGCAUUUGUGCGGAAGUUUGUGAAUUUGGAUGGUAUAUCAUAUAUAAGGUUCUUGAAUUGGAUGCCGGAUGCAUUGAAGAUGCCGGAACCUGAGCUUAUUGAUCAUGCCGGAUUGGAUUCAGCUGUCUAUUUGCGGAUUUACUUGAUGGGACUUAAGAUUUUUGUUCCUAUUGCAUUCCUUGCUUGUGCUGUUUUGGCACCGCUUAAUUUUACAAACAGCACAUUAGGCAAACAAGCCAAGCAAUGGAAAGUAACUUCAAGCAAUAUUGAUAAGCUUUCAACUUCAAAUAUCCCGUUUAAAUCAGAGAGGUUUUCGGCUCAUAUCGUGUUGGCUUACGUCUUUACCUUUUGGACAUGCUAUGUGUUGAUGAAGGAGUAUGAAAAAGUUACUAGUAUGCGGUUGCAUUUUCUUGCAACAGAAAGACGUCGGCCCGAUAAAUUUACAGUCCUUGUUAGGAAUGUUCCCCCAGACCCGGACGAAUCUGUCAGUGAGUUUGUGGAGCAUUUCUUUUUGGUGAAUCACCCAGAUCACUACCUAACGCAUCAGGUGGUAAUCAACGCAAACAAACUUGCCAAAUUGGUGAAGAAGAAGAAAAAGAUGCAGAAUUGGCAGGUAUACUACCAAAAUAAAUAUGAAAGAAAUAAUUCAAAGAGGCCGGUUAUGAAGACCGGUUUUCUUGGAUUUUGUGGAGAAAAAGUGGACGCAAUUGAUCGUCACAUAUCUGAAAUUGAAAAAUUGUCAACAGAAAUAGCUGAUGAGAGAAAAAGGGUUGUUAGUGAUCCCCAGUCUAUAAUGCCGGCAGCAUUUGUUUCCUUUAAAACCAGAUGGGGUGCAGCUGUAUGUGCACAAACUCAACAGACCAGAAAUCCAACUAUAUGGUUGCCUGAGUGGGCUCCAGAGCCUCGUGAUGCCUAUUGGAAAAACUUGGCAAUUCCAUAUGUUUCACUCAGGAUUAGGAAGCUGAUUAUUGGUGUUGCAUUCUUUUUCCUCACAUUUUUUUUCAUGAUCCCCAUUGCUUUUGUACAAUCUCUUGCAAGCCUUGAGGGAAUUGAAAAAGCAGCACCAUUUCUGAAACCCUUAGUUGAAACCAAGCUUAUUAAAUCAGUCAUCCAAGGUUUUCUUCCUGGUCUUGUGUUGAAGCUUUUUCUCAUCUUCCUCCAGAUGAUAUUGAUGAUUAUGUCUAAAUAUGAAGGCUUUGUAUCUCUAUCAUCUCUGGAAAGAAGAUCAGCAUCUAGAUAUUAUAUUUUCAAUCUUGUAAACGUUUUUCUUGGGAGCGUAAUAACUGGAACUGCAUUUGAACAGCUAAAUUCGUUUAUAAAGCAGUCAGCUAAUGAAAUUCCUGAGACAAUUGGAGUAGCUAUACCAAUUAAAGCAACUUUCUUCAUAACUUACAUAAUGGUCGAUGGAUGGGCUGGUAUAGCCUUAGAGAUUUUACGGUUGCAACCACUAAUAAUCUACCACUUGAAGAAUUCCUUCUUGGUGAAGACUGAAAGGGACAGGGAGGAGGCAAUGGAUCCAGGAAGUAUGGGUUUCCAUACUGGAGAACCUCGUAUACAGUUUUAUUUUCUGCUAGGCCUUGUCUAUGCGACAGUGACUCCUCUUUUGCUCCCUUUCAUAAUUGUUUUCUUUGCACUGGCCUAUGUUGUUUUCCGUCAUCAGAUCAUAAAUGUUUACAACCAACAGUACGAGAGCGGUGCAGCAUUCUGGCCUGAUGUCCAUAAGAGAGUCAUUGCAGCAUUGGUUAUAUCACAGCUGCUUCUUAUGGGGCUGCUGAGUACAAAGGGAGCUGCUCAAUCAACACCAUUUCUCAUUGCUCUUCCCAUACUUACGAUAUGGUUUCAUAGGUUCUGCACAGGCCGUUACAAAUCUGCAUUUGUUAAAUAUCCAUUACAGGAAGCGAUGACGAAAGAUACUUUAGAACGGGCAAUGGAACCAAACCUUAACUUGAAAGAUUAUCUUCAAAAUGCAUACAUCCAUCCAGUUUUCAAAAUGGAUGAUGAAGAUGGAAGCAGGGAAAACGAAAAUGUUUUAAUCCCCACAAAACGCCAAUCCCGUAGAAACACACCAGUACUAUCGCGCAGCGAAAUUAGUGAUGCGUCCUCACAAUCUCCCUCUUUGCCCGACACUGUUCGCGAAAGCUCAGAGCCUUGAUUCUGUUUAAGACUUAUACUUUCCGUCCACAUAUGAGCUAUGCACGUCGAAUCAGUGAAGGAUGACAAACAUUGUAAAUAAAUUGAGAAAGAAGAGCAUCAUAGUUUCUCUGUAUAGACAGAGUGAAAGAAGAGAGAAGUGACCACUUGAACUCAGGUUUCCAUUUUCGAGCAAUAGAAGCAAGUUCUUGAAAUAUUUCCCAUUUCCUAUUUCAAUCUUUAUGUGCUUCUUAGAAUCAAUGCAGUGUGUUCAAUGUAGAUUUGCUUCAAUUUUCAAUAUCAUAAGUUGUCAACAAUUGUUUUCAAAUCUAACAUUGCCUGGUUAAAUAGAUUACUUGCGGAUGACACCAUGUCUUCAUUUAUCUUUUGUUAGUACAAA